Notolabrus celidotus (New Zealand spotty) is the source of this 1825-nucleotide messenger RNA. It is a transcript of the gene nus1, whose product is annotated as NUS1 dehydrodolichyl diphosphate synthase subunit. The record is from RefSeq and is a predicted model, not a curated record. The transcript is spliced from 6 exons. NCBI's taxonomy places the organism in Eukaryota, Metazoa, Chordata, Actinopteri, Labriformes, Labridae. Gene Ontology annotation, cellular component: endoplasmic reticulum membrane; dehydrodolichyl diphosphate synthase complex. The coding region runs from base 180 to 1058 and encodes 292 amino acids. Gene Ontology annotation, molecular function: ditrans,polycis-polyprenyl diphosphate synthase [(2E,6E)-farnesyl diphosphate specific] activity.
GCCGCGGGGUCACAGGUCAGGGGUUGUUCACGGGAGUUGAAGAUGGCGGCGGCGGACUGCGUCUCAAGAUCCACCGAAACAGAUUUAUGAGGCGGGUUUCACGGAGGAGUUAACCGGCUGCUCGGCUCUCUGUGGCGGGUAUCCUCACAGACUCUCUCCCGGGGGGGACUUGGACUGCCAUGGCGCUGCUGUACGGACUCUUAUGGCGGCUCCUGCUCUUUCUGGUCCACGUCAACAGAGCGCUGGUGUCCUGGCUCCGUGUCCGGCUCCGGAGCGCUCAGGGCCGGCUGUGGGAGCGGGCGAUGGCCGCUCUGCUGCUCCCUUUGGCCUUAGCGGGGUUCCCGGACCAGCAGAAGAAGUUAAACCAUGCUAACCCCGAUGCUAACGCGAACCCGGUGACCGGGAGCCGGGCUGCGGGUCGCCGGGCUCGGUGGCUGUCUGACGGCAGGUCUCUGGAGAAGCUGCCGGUACACAUCGGCCUGCUGGUGGCCGAGGAGGAGCUCAGCUACACGGACACAGCCAACCUGGUGGUGUGGUGUAUGGCUGUGGGUAUCUCCUAUGUCAGCGUGUACGACCAGCACGGGAUGUUCCAGAAGAAUAACUCCCGCGUGCUGGAGGAGAUCGUGCGGCAGCAGCAGGACCUGUUGGGUGUCGACGGGUCCAAAUACAGCGUGGAGUUUCUCAGCAAUGGCAGCGACAAACAGCAGCACCAGGUGUUGUCUCUGCGGUCCUCCGUGAAGCUGCUGUGUCCUGACGACGGGAAGCAGAGCAUCGUGCAGGCGGCUCAGCAGCUGUGUCGCUCCGUGGAGAACAGAGAGAGGAGCUCCAAGGACAUCAGUGUCAGCAUGCUGGACUCUCUGCUCAGAGAGUCUAAAAAUGUUCCUGACCCUGAGCUGGUGGUGAAGUUUGGGUCUGUGGACAGCACGCUGGGCUUCCUGCCGUGGCACAUCAGACUCACGGAGUUCAUCUCGUUGCCCUCACACAGAGGCAUCUCCUACGAGGACCUGUUUGGAGCUCUCCAGAGGUUCGGCUCCUGUCAGCAGAGGCUCGGGCAGUGAGGAGCAGGCUGUCUCAGAUGUGACCAGGUGUGGGGGGGAGGUGUGGACGGGGUGGGUCCCCUCUGGAUCUCCGACACACACACACGGAGGAAGGCACACAGACAGCGGACUCUCUGGACUCAUAAUGAGCCCACAUUCCAGGACCAUGGAAACGAGCAGACGGAGACAGACUGAGCUCUGUCCUCUCACGUCCUGUUUGUCCCGCAGACUCCAGCUGCUGCUUCCUGCUGAGGACACACACACACACACACACACACACACACUCGCACACUUACAUCUCAACAGAGAACACACACACACACACACACACACACAGAGCACACAGCUGUGCGGAUGGACAGCAGCUCUGAGCUCAGACAGAGACUCCAUCAAGUGUAAAUACGAGGAGAGGAUUCUAUGGCUCUGUGAUCGUCUCUGUGGACUCCAGCUUACAACCAUGUGUCCAUGUGUCCAUGUGUCCAUGUGUCCAUGUGUCCAUGUGUCCAUGUGUCCAUGUGUCCAUGUGUCCAUGUGUCGAGACUGAUGGAUCUCUGAAUAAACGGAUGCACUGUCUGUGUGUGUGUGUGUGUGUGUGUGUGUGUGUGUGUGUGUGUGUGAGCUGCUGAACUUUGAUUUGGAGGAGACUGACUUUACUUUACGUCUCUGGUUUUAAAAACGUGAAGGUACAAAAAGUCUUGUAGCUUGUCUUUUUGAUUGAAUCAUCCUGCAACAUAAUCCUUGAUGCAUCAAAGUGAGUCCACUAAAAGUUCUAGUUUUGGUCCCUGACA